Octopus bimaculoides (California two-spot octopus) is the source of this 1786-nucleotide messenger RNA. RefSeq lists its product as uncharacterized. The record is from RefSeq and is a predicted model, not a curated record. NCBI's taxonomy places the organism in Eukaryota, Metazoa, Mollusca, Cephalopoda, Octopoda, Octopodidae.
GUGUGUGAUGUGCAUGUGUAUAUAUGUACAUACAUAAACAAGUGUGCUUACGAAUGUGUAAGUGGUCGAGUAGUGUAGAGUAGAAGUAGAGAUUGCAAAACAACAACGUCACUCUACACGUGUUAUUGAUUUAAAUAUAUUUAUGUAGAACUCUCACUUGAGAAAUUAUCACACCAAAUGGCCCAUGAUGUGACAACAACAGACACAACGAUCAUUGCUUCUCUUCCAUUUCUGAAAAAGAAGAACUGGCGGAAGAAAGAUGUUUUUUUAACUCACUGCAACUAAUAUCAUUACCACGGUUGAUUUUAAAGAAUCUUAUCUCAACCCGCCCAUCCCAUGAUUCCAUACUAUACUGUAUUAUUUAAACUUUCCAGAAACAUCUUUCAAACCAAUUGCCAAUGUUUAGCGUCUUCCACUGUAAGACAAUUGCUUUUGUUGUUAUUACUGUGAGACAUCCAAAAAAACUAUCAAUGCAUAACCAACAAGUUCUGCGUUUUUGUCCCUUAAACAUAUUCACCACAACUCCAAUAUGAAAUGACUAGAAACAAUGACAGAUCAGCAGUUUUGUUUUGUGUAUCCCAUUCAUGUUUCAUUUGAUUUCUUUCUACAUCGAAGACUUUUCUUUUUGAUAAAGAAAACAAAAUUCUUUUAAUUUUAACCUGCCUGAGAAUCUGAUGAAGUUAAUCCAUCAAUAAGAAGAAACGAACAAAAUAGCAUAACCAUUUCAUCCAAACCAUUGAAAACUGAAACCUAUACUUUUAAACGAGACUGAUAUCAUUUCAAGAAGUCUUAAGACAUUUGUCUUUAAAGAUUGAAUUUUGUAGAUCUGCUAGAAUCAAAUAUAUCAGAAAUAUAAUCAAACAUGUUUGCUAAGAAAACUAUCUCAGUCACUAUGCAGUCUGAUAUUUUAUAAACUUUACAAAUAUAAUAUAUUUUUAUCAUCUGAAAACUUCACAAAUUUCAUAAAACUCUCAAAAAAAUUUGUAUAGAAUGAAUUUUUAAAUAUUUCUUCAUCAUCAAUAUUGACAUUGUACUUAAAAUCCUGAGUGAUUUAUGUUCUACAACAGUAUCUCAGAUCCUCAGCCAUUCUGACAUUCUUCAAUACUUCAAAUUUUCACCCAAAAUAUGAUAUUUUUUAUCAUUUCAGCAGUAUCUCUGUACUGCUAAUAUUUUACCAUAUUACUAACUACCUCAACAUUUGAAAUUUCAAGCCACUUCAUCUGUCACUACCUCAGUAUCUUAAUCUCUAUUUCAUUAGAUUUACUGUCAUUUGGUACAGAGAUUCUCAACCAUUUCACUAGAUAUAGUCUAAAUCCUCAAGCGUUAUGCCUGACUAUAAAGAUCAAGAUAUGAGCAAGUCUCUUAAUGGCAAAGAUGAUUUGUUUCCACCAAGUCGAUUCGAUGAAUUGAUGGUGGCAUUUACAGAACUUGAUGAUGAACAAAGUGGAUACUGUGAUAUGGACACAAUGAUGUACAUUUUAAGGAAUUUCAGAAGUGGUCUGAAAGAGUGGGAACUUCCUGUUGUCCGUUCUCUCCUCAAGGCUUAUGUUGAUGAUCAGGAUAGAGUUGUAUAUCUGGAUAUAUGUCCAUUGCUUACACAACUCUUGAACAAAAGACUUUGGGAAGGGGGCAGUUAUCUUGCCACUCCUGAACGUAAUAAGAAACCUGAGAAUGAGAAAAAAGAUGCAAAGGAAUCAUCACAAACUAAAGAGACAGUUCCAUCGAAGAAAAAUGCUAUUUUGUAAAAUGUAAUUUUAAAUAAAUUCACUAACUUACUACUAAUGUA